Prunus mume (Japanese apricot) is the source of this 1198-nucleotide messenger RNA. Its product is annotated as peroxidase 57-like. The record is from RefSeq and is a predicted model, not a curated record. Lineage: Eukaryota; Viridiplantae; Streptophyta; Magnoliopsida; Rosales; Rosaceae. Gene Ontology annotation, molecular function: heme binding; peroxidase activity. Gene Ontology annotation, biological process: response to oxidative stress; hydrogen peroxide catabolic process.
GGUAGCAAAAAGAGGAAGAAGAAAAAAAGUAUUGGUGAAAAAAAAAACAUUCACCAAUAUUUUAACAUGGAGAUGAGUCUUGCGACAAUAAUCUUCACCUUCACCUUGUGCACCAUCUUUAUCAUUCCUUGUUCGGAGGCAGCUGAGAAAGGCCAAGGCAACGGCUUGCAUGUUGGAUUUUACGGGCUCAGAUGUCCCAAUGCCGAGCAAAUUGUGGCUGACGUUGUGUCCAAGGCUGUGGAGGCAGACAAAAAGCUCCCCGCUGCCUUCAUUCGACUCUUUUCCCAUGAUUGCUUUGUCAAGGGGUGCGAUGCCUCAAUUCUGUUGGAUUCAACGCCCUCUCAUGAGCCUGUUGAGAUGCAAUCACCAGCCAAUGUUGAGAUCAGAGGUUUGGAAGUCAUUGACGAGAUCAAGGCCAGGCUAGAGGCAGAGUGUCCAGAAACCGUCUCUUGCGCUGACAUUUUAGCAUUUGUUGCUCGGGAAGCCGUGGCUCUCGCCGGCCUACCACGUCACAAAGUCCCCGCAGGCCGUCGCGACAGCCGUACUUCCCGCGCUACUGACGUCACCGUUCCUGGUCCUGCGACACCCCUCAACGAGAUCAUAGACUACUUCGGCAGAAGAGGCAUGACUUCUGACGAAGUGGUUGUCUUGUCUGGUGCACACUCCAUUGGCGCUGCCCACUGCAGCUUCUUUGAUUACAGGCUCUACAAUUACGACCAAACUCAAGCCCAAGACCCUGCCCUGGACCCAUUCUAUGCUGCUGAUCUGUCUCAAAAGUGCCCUGCACCCAACACAUUGCCUGAAGCCGAGGCCAAAAAGAGGGUUGUCGACUUCGAUCCCGUAUCACCACUCGUCCUAGACAACCAAUACUAUGCGAACCUGAUGCAAGGGAAAGCCUUGCUUCAAUCGGAUCAGGCUCUGGUUACUGAUCCUCGCACCAACGCUAUGGUGAUGAGGAUGGCUGCUAGUGCUGAUUCUUGGACUCAAAGAUUUGUUAGGGCCAUGAUUAAGAUGGGGAGAAUCAAUGUUCUCACUGGAGAGAAUGGAGAGAUAAGGAAAAACUGCCGGGCCUUUAACCCACUAUAGCUACCUAGGAAAUCUUUUUUAUCAUCAGUUGUGUCUAGGCCUGGAGGACGAAGCUUGUUGCAAGUUUACACCAAUUAUUAUAAUUGUCAAAUGAUUUCUUAAUUGGUUUUAA